Messenger RNA from Clupea harengus (Atlantic herring), 3367 nucleotides. RefSeq names its product very long chain fatty acid elongase 4-like. Lineage: Eukaryota; Metazoa; Chordata; Actinopteri; Clupeiformes; Clupeidae. Gene Ontology annotation, biological process: fatty acid elongation, polyunsaturated fatty acid; fatty acid elongation, saturated fatty acid; sphingolipid biosynthetic process. Gene Ontology annotation, cellular component: endoplasmic reticulum membrane; endoplasmic reticulum. Gene Ontology annotation, molecular function: fatty acid elongase activity. The record is from RefSeq and is a predicted model, not a curated record.
CGCCUAUAGCCUAUAGAGCAAGUCCCGUUCGCACAUGCGCGCUCCCAUUCGGGCUACACCGGUUUCCCCGGUCGUGAGGGAAAGGGAUGCGCGCACACGAUCUAACGGACCUCGUGGAUGCAUCUAUUUAGUUACAUUUCUUUGGCUUUUUGUAUUCAUUUGUUUUAGCCAAAAACGCCAUUUUAUGAGGCACUGUAAACGCUUCAGUGUAGGUACUGUAACGUUACUGUGGUUUUAGCCGCAUUGCAAUUUAAUUAAAUCGUUGGCUGUCGCUGGCAUCUCACCGGAUGUAUGAAAAGAAACUGUAAUCUGAAUAAGGAGAAUUAGCCCUCAGCUGGAAGAAUGGAGGUGGUCACUCACUGGAUAAAUGACACCGUAGAUUUCUACAAGUGGAGUCUUACCAUAUCAGACAAGCGGGUGGAGACAUGGCCGAUGAUGUCAUCCCCGUGGCCCACUCUGGCCAUCAGCCAGCUGUAUCUUAUCUUCCUGUGGGUGGGGCCUCGCUACAUGCAGCACAGAGAGCCUUUCCAGCUCCGCAAGACCCUCAUCACCUACAACUUCAGCAUGGUGCUGCUCAACUUCUACAUCUGCAAAGAGCUCUUCCUGGGGUCUAGAGCAGCAGGCUACAGCUACCUCUGCCAGCCAGUCACCUACUCCGAUGAUGUCAAUGAGCUCAGGAUAGCGUCAGCGCUGUGGUGGUACUACAUCUCUAAAGGAGUGGAGUAUCUGGACACGGUAUUCUUCAUCCUGAGGAGGAAGUUCAACCAGGUCAGCUUCCUGCACGUCUAUCACCACUGCACUAUGUUCAUCCUCUGGUGGAUCGGCAUCAAGUGGGUCCCCGGUGGACAAUCUUUCUUUGGCGCCGGCGUCAACUCAGGUAUCCACGUGCUCAUGUACCUGUACUACGGCCUGGCUGCCUUCGGCCCCAGCAUCCAGAAGUACCUGUGGUGGAAGAAAUACCUGACCAUUAUUCAGAUGAUCCAGUUCCACGUGACAAUCGGCCACGCGGCCUACUCCUUGUACACUGGCUGCCCUUUCCCCAGCUGGAUGCAGUGGGCCCUGAUUUGCUACGCCAUCACCUUCAUCAUCCUCUUCGGCAACUUUUACUACCAGACCUACCGCCACAAGCCGCGCCACACUACCACCAAGGCAGCCAAGACCGUCACCAAUGGUGUCUCCGCGGCAACCAACGGGGUUGGCAAGACACUGGAUGAGUCGCUGGAGGAAAAUGGGAAGAAGCACAAGAAAGGAAGAGCGAAGAGAGAUUAAGCCAAGACCACGAGGAGAGGGGAGUGAUCUGUCUCACCUGGACCAAUAAACACACAGGAGGACCAGCCAAGUGGAGUUGGGAGGUUGGGUUUGAAUAAGCCUUACUCCCAUAGGUUAUGUUGAGCAUGAUUGACAGGAAGGGUGGGGAAGUGGGUGGUAACCCAAUUUACUUCUGUUUUACUUCCUGUUUUCAGGUGUUGCACUCCUUUUCUUUUCAGGUCUUCUGUACCUUGUGUACCCAACUGUGCAAUUGUAUUCAGUGUCUUUCUCUCUCUCUCUCUCUCUCUCUCUCUCAGUCUAUCUCUCUCAGCAUAAUCCUAGCGACUACUUCUCCGCACACCAAAGAGAGAUGUUAUGAUAUCAAAUGAAACGCAGAGGAAACACUACUGGCGUUAGGAGAAAUACGGGUUUUCUCUUUCUCUCUCUCUCUCCUUCAUUUCUCCUUUCCCUCUCAUCCUUCUCUCAGUGGUCCUCUUUCUUUCCCUUUCUAACUAUUUUCCCCUUUCUUCCUCUCUCUCUCUUUCAAACUCUCUCUAUCGCUCUCUUUCUCUCUCUCUCUCUCAGCAGUAAUGUUAGGAGCGACCUCUCUGAUCUUUGCUUCAGCACCACUCAAAGGACACUAGGCUUGCAGGCACCAGGCCUGGCUACCCUCAGUGCUUCCAACACGAAGCUAAGCUGUCAUCUGUUAUUUAGGAAGUUUAGUACAGUUCUGAUGUUUGAUACAUACAUUUGGCAUCCCUGCUGAGUAUCACUGUACAUUUUUACAAACAACCGCAAUAAAAAAAGAGAAUGCAGACGUUACUAUGUACCAUUACCAUGUUCGGUCCAAAAAUGUAAAAACAUUGUCUGACUGGUGGAUUGUAUUUGAUUCAGAUUUGUGUUAAAAAAAAACACAUCAUGUUAAAAAUGUCCAUUAACCAUUAGCAAGAGGGAACAUAAACAUAAACAAAUCAAAGGGCCCUUUGGCCAGGUUUCAGGUCAAUAAAAACAAUUGAACAAAAAUAAAUAAAAAGUGAUACAGGAUGCUCUUCAAGUUUGCCUAUUUAGCAUUGCUUAUUGGCCUACAGCCGGAGAAACAGAAUCAGAUAUUUUUUUGCAAGCCUCAAACCAGUGACCAUGGCAAAGGAAAAGGGAUGGAACCUGCUUGAGGCAAUUUUGCUGCCAAAUCACCUUAGAACUCGGUUACGGAUAGAAUUUUCCGGAAUGAAAGAACUCCCUGUGAUGAAAAGGGAGAAUUCUAACUUCAUUAGCCUCCCACACACGAGUGUGACCUGUGCUCUGGGAACAAUAGUUAGAGUUGUCUUGGGUCAGAUCGAUGCCAGCUCUUUCAGAAUGUUCCACUUCCUAGACCUACCCUGAGCCCUGCUUAUAUACGAGUAGGAUACCCUUCAGCAGGUACUGUCACACCAAUGUGGUAAGAAUGAACGCUGUAAAGAAUAUAUGGGUCCAUGGAAUAUAGCGUGGAAUUUUUUAAUCUUACAUUGUUGAAGAACGCAUUCUUUUAUAGGAAUGUUUAAAUUUCCCUUGCUGAAGGGUUAAGUAAAGUUAGCAUUUCCUGCUGUUGUAGAGGAAUCUUUAAUCUUUGUGAGCUAAUAUAUGCGCUUGGCAAGAACACAGGUACAAACAAACAAACAAAAAAGCUUAAGCGCUAAAACAGACAAAAACAUACUGUGGAUGGGUUAUUUCUUUUUAGAAAUGUUUUUUUUUUUUAAAGUCUUUUAAACGGCACACUGUAAACUUUUAAUGUUUUUUUCUUUUCUUUUUGGUAUUGAACUCAGUUUGUAGCCGUGUCAUUGAACCCCCAAAUAGCAGUUGAAUAUCGGAGUGUAUGACAACACUACUUGAUUUAGCACCUCAAGUAUUUACUAAUUGUAUUUGUACUUUAUCAUGUAUCUAUUGUGGAAUUCGACCGUGCACUAGUGCAUUUCUGGAGGGUUAAAUGUAGGUGUUUCUGUGAGAGUUUUGUGACGUCACCUAAUGCCCACAGAGACUCAGUAGCCGACUGACCAAGGGCUUUUUAUUCACGUCAAAAACAAAAACACCAAAAACACACACCCAUGGCUGCAGAUUAUACAGUAAUAAAGAAGAUACCACACAU